AUGACGAAAUCACGCGCCCAGCCAAUCCGAGAACGUUUCGGCGUUCGCUGGAGACGAGCGUAUAGAGUUACCGCACGGUUCGCGAUGCGAAAGCCUCGCGGGUGGGGAUGGGUCGUCCCCGCCGCGAGACCGGGGCGAGGUCGAGGUUGGCGAUUCAUCAUGCGUUCGAUAUCGCAAGCCGCGCUCGCCCACGAUUCCUCGUACAACGCGUGUUUCGUCGUGAAGGGCGCCCGAACCGACGUGCACAAAGUUUUAGCAAAGACGGCGGCUGAAAAGAAAGCGCUAAACUUGCGCGCGUUCAAGGACGGAGAACGCGCGAUUGCGAUUCACGUUGUGGAUUCAAAACGUCGCGUGAUUUGUCCGGCGCUGGUGUACUGUACGCCGAGAGAGGAGACGUUGAGCGUCGCCGAGGCGCACGUUUGGGUGCACCCGAGCGCGAAAGAGUCGGCGUCAGAAGCGUUUCGUGACGCCGUCGCGGUGCGAGUCGCGACAAACACGAAAGCUGACGUAGAAGUGGAAGAAAGUGACGCAUUCGCGCGCAUCGAAAUCAUCGGUGCUAAAGCUUUCGAGAUUGUGCAGAAACUGGCUCCGGAUUUAGAUUUUUACUCGAGCGCGCAUACUACCCGAGGCAUCCGUCGAAUCGUUUGUCCAGACGCUCGUGCGGCUGCUUGGGGCGUUCAAACCGAUUCGAGUGAAAUGCGGGUGCCGACGGAAGUUGCGCCGACGCAAGCCGAGUACGACGAAAGUCGACGCGCAUCGCGCGCGGCUGCGCUCGAGCGACCAUGGGAGGAAACGGCCGCCGUCGGUGUCAAAUCAUACUCGGCGACGCUCAUCAAUCGAGGUGUGACAGCGAUAGAAGGGUACACUCUGAUCGUUUCUUCGUCUUGGAUGCUUCCCGUUUGGCACGGCGUGUGCCAAACCGGCGCACGUCCGGUGGGAAUCACUGAAUGGUCGUGGUGUGCGCAACGUUUUGCGCGCGCCCUAUUCCCGGACGAUUACCUCGACACCCAAGCUGGAGCGGACAAGCGUCUGGAGAUUUUCGACGAUAUUCUCGACGACAUUCGAGCGAAACCAAAAAGCAAGGUUUCUCAGUGCGAUUUAGCGCUCGUGCGACACGCCGAGCCGUUCGUAAAGGUGAGAAAUGUGCUUCGAGUGCGCGAUGAGAAGUUGGAACGCGAUUCGCAUCCGCGCGACGCGAUGGUUCGCGUCGCCCUGCGAUGUCCGUGGUCUGGUCAACCGACGCUCGGUGCGGAGAUCUUCUUCCCCAACGAAGCACAACGCGACGCUUGGUGUGUCAAAAAGACGGACGACACGACGCGCCGUCGUGAUCGGACGGUGUCGGGUAUGUUCUCGCAAUGGUCGAAGAAGGACAAAGCGCUUCGCUCGGAGCAUCGAAGCGACGUGAACCUCGGCGACGUCUUCGGCGACACCAUCGGGCAUAUUACUUCUGUAUCCGCACCAGCGGCAUCUGUCGGUCUAGCGUCCGGUUUGAUUCAGGCCAACGCAGUGAAAAUGCUCACUGAAAACUUUAGUCGCGGCAAAACGAAAGUGUUCGUCAUGCUUAGACAUCCAGGGAAAUUGGCGGUCCCCGCCGAGGCAAAUAUUGUCGUCAAGGCGACGCCGUUCGACGAGCCUUGGUUUUGA
Messenger RNA from Ostreococcus lucimarinus CCE9901, 1644 nucleotides. RefSeq lists its product with no specific name. Gene Ontology annotation, cellular component: nucleolar ribonuclease P complex; ribonuclease MRP complex. Lineage: Eukaryota; Viridiplantae; Chlorophyta; Mamiellophyceae; Mamiellales; Bathycoccaceae. The record is from RefSeq and is a predicted model, not a curated record. Gene Ontology annotation, biological process: tRNA 5'-leader removal. Gene Ontology annotation, molecular function: protein binding. The transcript has 2 exons. Bases 1 to 1644 code for a protein of 547 amino acids.